This is a messenger RNA of Pseudomyrmex gracilis, 2850 nucleotides long. It is a transcript of the gene Grip, whose product is annotated as glutamate receptor-interacting protein 2. The record is from RefSeq and is a predicted model, not a curated record. Gene Ontology annotation, biological process: neurotransmitter receptor transport, endosome to postsynaptic membrane. Gene Ontology annotation, molecular function: protein binding. The transcript is spliced from 5 exons. NCBI's taxonomy places the organism in Eukaryota, Metazoa, Arthropoda, Insecta, Hymenoptera, Formicidae. The coding region runs from base 748 to 2643 and encodes 631 amino acids.
UCGAGACUCCGUCGCCCAUCGAGUCGUUACAGUUCUACGCUCAGUUCUAAGAAGUUUCAUCCGCGGCUAAAAGUGCAGCGGCCGUUUCACACUGCGCCGGACAAUCGAACAAAGACAUCACGACCCGAUUUGUUUACCUCGCGAGCAAUAAGUAUCAUCGAUUGUGAUCUGAUCUUUUAGUGGUACAUAAGUGCAUGUUUUUCUCUCUGCUAAUUUAAAUUAUUUAAAUUAGUUACAGGGUUUUUCCCAAUUAAAUCAUUGCGCUGUUAAGAGGCAUAAAUCUCCAAUAAAAAAAAAGUGACAGUUCUGAUUAGUUUUCAACUAAAUAAAAUGGAAAUAUAUAAGGAUAUACUUGCAAUUAUGUAAGUGUUCUCUGUGAAUGGGUCUCAAAUUGGGGAAAACAGUUCUUUGCCAUUCGCGAUAUGUACAGCGUGAAGAAUGUUUUGCAUUGGGUGUAAUUCGAAGAUAUAUAAGAUUUUUGUAGAAGAAUGAGAAACGUGUCAAUCACAAGUUUGAUCUGUAGACAAUCAUUUGUGUGUGUAUUACAUAAGAGCGUUAUAGCCACAGAUGUAAACAGACGUGAACAAAGAAAGAGAAAACGUAAAUCUCAUUUGAGAAUUUGUCCUUUUUUCUUUUUGGAAUAAUGUUAAUUGUUUCAUUAAAAUAACUUGGACGAGAUAUUCGUAUUAGAUUGAUGAAGAUCGAAUUUUGCACGAAAUCAAAAAGAUUAACAAAUUGUAAUUAAGAAUGUUCAGUUCGUUGAGAUUGGCGACUAUGCGCUCGCACAAGAGUCGCACCAGACCAGGAAGUGUCGCCACGUCUGCAAGUUCGGAUUCGACAAGAGUAGAAGAGACACAAGUACAGUAUCAUCCUCACAGCUUUCUGCUGCUGGAUGAUCCAGAGGCAAUCGGUUCAUCACCCUGCAGUGUUUCGUCCAAAGUCGCGCAAGUAAGAGUUGAACGAGAAGGUGGCAGUCUUGGCGUAACUCUCCGUGGCGGAGUUACGAGGGCUUUGGUAGUGACAGGAGUAAAAGCAGACGGUCCAGCCGCAAAAGAAGGAAGAGUCCGACCGGGCGAUCGGUUACUCGCGGUAGAUGAUACCGAAUUGCGAGGACUCACCUUAGCGGAAGCCCAGCGAGCGCUUAGAAGAAGUUCGGACGCACCUGUCGCAUCUCUCACAAUCGAGUACGAUGUUGCGAACAUGGAGGAAGCACGAGCGGCCACUUCCGGUCCAUUGCUUGUUCAAUUAGAACGCGGUAUAUCAGGAGAACUAGGUUUAACCGUAAAAGAAACAACAAACGGUGUUUACAUCGAGAGCCUUCGUCCAGCUAGCACUGCAGAUCGCUGUGGUGCUUUGCAAGCAGGAGAUCGGUUGCUAGCCGUAGAUGAUACACCUGUUCAGAAUGCAGUAACUGCUGCCAAACUACUUAGAAACAAUUCCGAGAGCUGUCGCAUCGCCAAAUUGCAGAUAUUACCGCGAUCACCUAGUGCGAGAACAAAGAAAAGAAGAGCACAGCCGCAAGCUCAACAAAAUUCGAAUCAGACUUUGCAGAUGAAGGAGAGCUUAACAGUUGUUCUUCGGCCGGAUCAUCGGGGAUUCGGCCUCGCGCUCAAGCCAACCGAAGACCAUGUAAAUUAUGUCGUGAGUUUGUUAGAAGCCGGUGGUCCAGCCGAACGAAGUGGUGUUCUUUUGCCAGGCGAUAAGGCUGUUGCAAUCAAUCGAAGAAUGUUACGUGAUCUACAACCAGCUGAAGUAGUCAACAUACUGGAAACGUCGCAAAUGAUCGAAUUAGUGAUAGAGUACAAAGUGGGCGGACCGGUGGUGCCAAGUUCCGGUGUAUUCACAGUGAGAGUAGCGAGACCGCUGGGCGGUCAACCUGAUCUCGGCCUUACGGUGAACGAAGAUCUAGUAAUUACAGAGGUCCGCCGAGGAUCGCUCGCUUAUCGAACGGGUAGUUUAGCAUCUGGAGACAGACUACUCGCAAUAGACGGUCAAAAACUUGAUUCCGGAGAUCUGAGACAAGCCGCUCAAUUGUUACAUCGACCUGGUAGUUCAGUGGUUGCUUUAACCGUUAGAAAGCCGGAUCCUAAUACGGAAACUAGAGAUUAUUGCAGAGAGACUAGCGUAGGAAGCGACACGGUUCAGCCACAGUUUUCAACCGGUGUAUUACGUUCGGCCAGAGAGAGUCUUCCUAGCGUGGAUAGCGCAGUGGAUUCCUGGGGCGAAUUAGGAGAGAGUGGUAUAAUGCCAGAGAUAUUGAGACUUUGGGAUACCGCCUCUGUGGAUAGCGGACAGUUGGAUUUAUCAGUACCGUCUUAUUCAGGGCCGCAGGAACGCGGUUCUGACAACAAAGCUCAACAGAUAGUGCACGUGUCGCUGCACAAAGAUCCAGUAUAUGAGGACUUUGGCUUUUCCGUGUCAGACGGUCUUUAUGAACGAGGUGUUUAUAUAAACCGUUUGCGACCCGGUGGACCCUGCGACGGUGUUUUGCGACCUUACGACAGAAUUCUUCGAGUCAACGAAGCGAAUACGGAAGACUGCGACUGUUGUUUGGCUGUUCCACUCAUUGCAGCAGCCGGACCACGUCUAGAUCUUACUGUAGCAAGACCACUGUCGCCACAAUAUAUCGUGACAACUUUGUAGACGAAGAUAAAACUAUUGCUUUUAGAUUUUAGAAUAUUUUAUAAUAUCUUCAAGAUAUUUUCUUUACAUCAAAUAUUUUAUAAUUCACUACAAGAGUGAAAACAAAUACAGUUGACAGUAUCACCAGUUGUAUUCUCAAAGAAUAUCUAUAAUUAUAUUUAAAAAAACUAGAGUUGUGUGGUCGAAGGUAAGAAUAAUAUUAAAAAU